AUGACAAAUUCAAGCGCCCCCGCUCUAGUCGCCUCCCUCUUCGUCCUUACAGCCGCGGUCGCGUAUGCGCGCACAGGCUCGCCCCAACAAAGCCUCGAAAGCCUCCCGACAAACACCGCCCUCGUCAUCGCCCUCUUCGCCUUGGUCGGAGGCGCGAUAAGCUCCGUGCGCACCCGCUCACCCGCUUCGAUCCUACUCGGCCACGUCUUCGGUGCCCUUUAUAUCCUCAGCUUUGCGCGCCUGCGCGCGGGUCAGUCCUCUGGUGCCGAAAUUGCCCUGUUGGCUUCCUUCCUUUUGGCCUUUGGCUCGUUCCUAACGGGUUGGAACGCGCUUCCUAAGGAAUCGGGGUAUAUUGGCGUGUACGGAGUCGCGGUUUUUGCGCAUGCUUAUGGUGGUGUUUCGCUAGCUGCCGUGCUUCUUUUCUCUCUCGUUCUCUUAGUUUUCCGUGAUGACCUAAGGCAACUUCGGGAUCGUGUCGACCAGGAACUAUGA
Penicillium cinerascens is the source of this 492-nucleotide messenger RNA. Its product is annotated as TMEM14 family protein. Bases 1 to 492 code for a protein of 163 amino acids. Gene Ontology annotation, cellular component: membrane. The transcript is spliced from 2 exons. The record is from RefSeq and is a predicted model, not a curated record. NCBI's taxonomy places the organism in Eukaryota, Fungi, Ascomycota, Eurotiomycetes, Eurotiales, Aspergillaceae.